Messenger RNA from Knipowitschia caucasica, 2544 nucleotides. The record is from the annotation of a GenBank genome assembly. NCBI's taxonomy places the organism in Eukaryota, Metazoa, Chordata, Actinopteri, Gobiiformes, Gobiidae.
AUGGAGCCACGCUUCAGGAACUACUCCAGUGACAGCAUGGGCAGCGACGUGGUGUUCAUGGACGAGGCGCAGUAUCACAGCAGGUUAUGGGUCGCGGCUCACAGGAAAGACAGAACCACCACAGACAGAACCACCACAGACAGAACCAUCACAGACAGAACCACCACAGACAGAACCACCACAGACAGAACCAUCACAGACAGAACCACCACAGACAGAACCACCACAGACAGAACCAUCACAGACAGAACCACCACAGACAGAACCACCACAGACAGAACCAUCACAGACAGAACCACCACAGACAGAACCGUCACAGACAGAACCAUCACAGACAGAACCAUCACAGACAGAACCAUCACAGACAGAACCAUCACAGACAGAACCACCACAGACAGAACCAUCACAGACAGAACCACCACAGACAGAACCACCACAGACAGAACCAUCACAGACAGAACCACCACAGACAGAACCGUCACAGACAGAACCAUCACAGACAGAACCACCACAGACAGAACCAUCACAGACAGAACCACCACAGACAGAACCGUCACAGACAGAACCAUCACAGACAGAACCACCACAGACAGAACCGUCACAGACAGAACCACCACAGACAGAACCACCAAAGACAGAACCAUCACAGACAGAACCACCACAGACAGAACCAUCACAGACAGAACCACCACAGACAGAACCGUCAGACAGAACCAUCACAGACAGAACCACCACAGACAGAACCAUCACAGACAGAACCACCACAGACAGAACCGUCACAGACAGAACCACCACAGACAGAACCACCAAAGACAGAACCAUCACAGACAGAACCACCACAGACAGAACCAUCACAGACAGAACCACCACAGACAGAACCGUCAGACAGAACCACCACAGACAGAACCACCACAGACAGAACCACCACAGACAGAACCAUCACAGACAGAACCACAACAGACAGAACCAUCACAGAACCAUCACAGACAGAACCACCACAGACAGAACCAUAAAAGACAGAACCAUCAAAGACAGAACCACCGCAAACAGAACCAUCACAGACAGAACCACUACAUACAGAACCACCACAGACAGAACCAUCAAAGACAGAACCAUCACAGACAGAACCAUCACAGACAGAACCAUCACAGACAGAACCAUCAAAGACAGAACCAUCACAGACAGAACCACCACAGACAGAACCAUCACAGAACCAUCACAGACAGAACCAUCACAGACAGAACCAUCACAGACAGAACCAUCACAGACAGAACCACCACAGACAGAACCACCACAGACAGAACCACCACAGACAGAACCAUCACAGACAGAACCAACACAGACAGAACCAUCACAGACAGAACCACCACAGACAGAACCAUCACAGACAGAACCAUCACAGACAGAACCAUCACAGACAGAACCAUCACAGACAGAACCAUCACAGACAGAACCAUCACAGACAGAACCACCACAGACAGAACCACCACAGACAGAACCACCACAGACAGAACCAUCACAGACAGAACCAUCACAGACAGAACCACCACAGACAGAACCAUCACAGACAGAACCAUCACAGACAGAACCACCACAGACAGAACCAUCACAGACAGAACCAUCACAGACAGAACCAUCACAGACAGAACCACCACAGACAGAACCAUCACAGACAGAACCAUCACAGACAGAACCAUCACAGACAGAACCACCACAGACAGAACCACCACAGACAGAACCACCACAGACAGAACCAUCACAGACAGAACCAUCACAGACAGAACCAUCACAGACAGAACCACCACAGACAGAACCAUCACAGACAGAACCAUCACAGACAGAACCAUCACAGACAGAACCAUCACAGACAGAACCACCACAGACAGAACCACCACAGACAGAACCACCACAGACAGAACCAUCACAGACAGAACCAUCACAGACAGAACCAUCACAGACAGAACCACCACAGACAGAACCAUCACAGACAGAACCAUCACAGACAGAACCAUCACAGACAGAACCAUCACAGACAGAACCAUCACAGACAGAACCAUCCCAGAACCUGAGCCCCUACACCCAGCCCCCACACCCAGCCCCUACACCCAGCUCCUACACCCAGCCCCUACACCCAGCCCCUACACCCAGCCCCUACACCCAGCCCCCACACCCAGCCCCUACACCCAGCCCCUACACCCAGCCCCUACACCCAGCCCCCACACCCAGCCCCUAACCCAGCCCCUACACCCAGCCCCUAACCCAGCCCCUACACCCAGCCCCCACACCCAGCCCCUACACCCAGCCCCCACACCCAGCCCCUACACCCAGCCCCCACACCCAGCCCCUACACCCAGCCCCUACACCCAGCCCCCACACCCAGCCCCUACACCCAGCCCCUACACCCAGCCCCCACACCCAGCCCCUACACCCAGCCCCUACACCCAGCCCCCACACCCAGCCCCCACACCCCAGCCCCUACACCCAGCCCCUACACCCAGCCCCCACACCCAGCCCCUACACCCAGCCCCCACACCCAGCCCCUAA